ACUUCUAAUGACACGCAGACAUAGUGAGCAUUAUAGAGUAAAUAACAUUGCGCAAUAAUAUCCCAGCGAGGUGAUUGCGGUCUGUUGCCUCCAGGGACCUAUUAUAGAAGGUUGCCUCUCUCCGCUUAUCCGCGGCCAUAUUUGACACGUUUCCGUGAAUGGAAAGUGGGCGGAGAGUAAAUCACAAACAAACUCCCUCUUUUAUUUAUCUAUAUAUUGUGCGGUGCGUUAUUCUUCGAGUUAUUAUUAUUCAAUACUUAGCCUAAUAGAACCGCCUACAGAUGGAGGAGCUAUAGUAGCCUAGUUAACGCAAAUAAGUUCGCUCUGCAGAAAUACUCGGUGUUUACUAUUUGUACAUAGUUUGUUUAAUAUUUCAGAAAUGCAAAGAAUACAAUCUUUCAAAUUGGGUUGGCAACUUCUUAAUUCAGAAGCAAAGCAUAUAAGCAUUUCACCAUCAUCUCUUCGAAAGUACAGUCAUGGUCCUGGUUCCUUUGGUCUCCUCUUUGACAUUGAUGGGGUGCUAGUGAGGGGCAGAACCCCCAUACCUGGAGCCAAGCAGUGCUUCAGGAACCUAGUGGACCGCAAAGGGAGGUACAAGGUGCCAGUGGUGUUUGUCACCAAUGCCGGCAACUGUAUGAGGCAAACUAAAGCCGAGCAACUGUCUCAUCUUCUGGAAGUAGAGGUCUCAGCAGAGCAGGUCAUGCUGUCCCACAGUCCUUUGCGAAUGUUCACACAGUUCCACAACAUGUGUGUGCUUGUGUCCGGACAGGGUCCCAUAAAAGAAGUGGCGGAGAAUUUGGGGUUUCAAAAUAUCAUCACUAUAGAUAUGCUGAGAGACGCAUGUCCACUUUUGGAUGUUGUGGACCACAAUAGAAGGCCCAAAGGCUAUGUUCCAAAAGACAAAAGUCUACCUCAAAUAGAUGCGGUCAUCCUGUUUGGUGAGCCAAUCAGAUGGGAGACCAACAUCCAGCUCAUCAUCGAUGUCCUUCUGACCAAUGGGAAGCCGGGAAAUGCCCUGGGUCCUCUGCAGUACCCUCACAUCCCAGUCCUAGCCUGCAACAUGGACCUCCUGUGGAUGGCCGAGGCCAAAAACCCCAGGUUUGGCCACGGUAUGUUCCUGGUAUGCCUGGAAAGCGCAUACAAGAAGAUAACGGGGUAUGACCUGCAGUACGAGGCUCUGAUUGGUAAGCCCAGCGUGGUGACGUACAACUACGCUGAGCUGCUGGUCAGAACGCAGGCAGAGAGUCUGGGCUGGACGGGGCCAGUGGAGACACUCUAUGCUAUUGGCGACAACCCAAUGGCAGACAUAUACGGUGCCAACCUGUACAACCGAUACCUCCAAGCCUGUCAAAGAGCCCGGACACGGCUUCAGGCCCAAGGCCCCGGGAAGGACGGCAGCGGCGAACCGAAGGAAGCGGCGACGUCCGAGGAACCCCCCGCGAUGACCUCCAAGGAGCUGGGAGGCGUGUCCGGGAUGUACGGGAUAGAGGAGCGCCUCCCGGAGAGUUGCCGCUCCGUACUGGUGUGCACGGGCGUGUACAGCCGGGACCAGCAGGAGCUGCCCCCGGACCCGGACUGCACGGUCACGGAGCAGCGCGUGUUCCACGGCCACAGGGACUUCCGCUUCGACCCCAGCCUCACGCAGCCGUCUUUUCUGGUGCAGGACGUGAGGGAGGCGGUGGAGCUGGUGUUUCAGCAGGAGGGCCGCCCUCUAGAGUGAUAUCCGGGCGCAGAAUCUCUCUAUGUCCGGGAGCCAGCCAGGCCGGUCAACCCUCCCUUUUACUGCCAACCUGACCUGUGCCCCCUGGCUGCCGCCCCGAGGCCUUGGGUCUUGCUGUUCUUUUAGAUGUUUUAUGUAGCACUCAUGUUCUGGUGUAUGAGCUUCCUCAGGAUGGGAAGCCUGGAGCUGUUGAGUCGAGUUUAAAGAAGGUGCAAUAGCAACAAUGGCCUGCAAAUCGUCAAUAUAGGUCAAUAUAGCUUACCGGUACAUGCAUUUUCUAUUUUGAGAGUCUAAAUGUCUACUAUGGCAAUAAACUUUUCCAUUGUUACUUGGA
Gadus macrocephalus (Pacific cod) is the source of this 2054-nucleotide messenger RNA. It is a transcript of the gene hdhd5, whose product is annotated as haloacid dehalogenase like hydrolase domain containing 5. Gene Ontology annotation, cellular component: mitochondrion. NCBI's taxonomy places the organism in Eukaryota, Metazoa, Chordata, Actinopteri, Gadiformes, Gadidae. The coding region runs from base 380 to 1720 and encodes 446 amino acids. The transcript has 8 exons. Gene Ontology annotation, biological process: glycerophospholipid biosynthetic process. The record is from RefSeq and is a predicted model, not a curated record.